Molecule: messenger RNA, 4934 nt
Organism: Sinocyclocheilus rhinocerous
Lineage: Eukaryota; Metazoa; Chordata; Actinopteri; Cypriniformes; Cyprinidae
Gene: ces2b
Product: carboxylesterase 2b
Exons: 35
Coding region: 79-4713 (1544 amino acids)
Source: RefSeq, a predicted model, not a curated record
GCAGUUGUGUUAAUGAGAGUGAGCUGAACGCUUGUGAACGCUUGUGAACGCUCAUUCUGCUGUGGGACUGAACACGGCAUGGCGAUGAGAGGCUCUGUCGUGCUUUCACUCUGCGUCCUGGUCCUGGUCCAGUUGAGUCUACAAAACUCAGUGAAGGCAGAGGAUGGACCUGUCUUGCAAACCAAGUUUGGGGCCCUGAAAGGUGAAUAUGUGAAAGCGAAGGGAAAGGACACAGUUGUCCAUUCCUACCUGGGUGUUCCGUUCACCAAGCCGCCCGUAGGUCCUUUGAGAUUUUCUCCUCCACAGCCUGCAGAGAAAUGGGCCGGAGUGAGAGACGCUACAAAACAGCCGUUCAUGUGUCUGCAGGAAAAGCAGUUAGUUGAAGACUUGGUAGCCAAUAUAUCAAUGAACAUAGAGGUUCCUGACUCAUCAGAGGACUGUCUUUACCUCAACGUCUACACACCUUCUAAACCUGGAGCAAAUGACAAGUUGCCUGUCAUGGUUUGGAUCCAUGGUGGAGGUUUGUCGAUGGCUGCUGCGUCACUGUUCGACGGACAUGUUUUGGCUGCCUAUCAGGAUGUAGUUGUGGUUCUGAUUCAGUACAGACUUGGCCUACUUGGAUUUUUCAGCACGGGAGAUGAACAUGCUCCAGGAAACUAUGGUCUUCUGGAUCAGGUUGCAGCUCUUCAGUGGGUUCAGGAGAACAUCCACAGCUUCGGUGGAGAUCCUGGAUCUGUGACCAUCUUUGGAGAGUCUGCCGGAGGAGUCAGUGUGUCUUUACAUAUUCUUUCUCCAUUAUCUGCAAACCUCUUCCAUCAUGCCAUCGCAGAGAGCGGUACGGCAGCAAUGGAUGCCAUCAUGAAUCCCAACCCUCUGCCAACAGCCCAAUAUGUAGGAAAUGCAUCUGGCUGUGAUAUUUCCAGCACAAAGAAGAUUGUUGACUGUGUGAUGCAGCUGACUGAAGACGACAUACUGACACUGCUUAAGGAGCAUCCAAUGGUUCGUUUUGGAGUGACGAUGGAUGGCCGGUUCCUUCCCAAGCCUGUAGAGGAGCUUCUUCAAUCCCAGCAGUUUAAUAAAGUGCCUCUGAUCAAUGGAAUCACGAAUGAUGAGAGUGGAUAUAUGCUGCCUAGUUUCUUUUCACCACAAGGAUGGACAGAUGGGAUGGACAUGGAGCAGAUCUUGCCAUUUUUGACCAUAUUUAACCCUACCCUUCAAGAUCAGUCAAUUGUUGAGCUUGUUUUAAAUGAGUAUCUAGGCACAUCCCCUGACAGGACCAAAAUCCGAGAUGGUUUUCGAGAGAUGUUAGGAGACUUUAUGUUCAACAUCCCAGCUCGCAAGGUAGCGAAUUACCACAGAGAUGCCGGUGCACCAGUAUACAUGUACGAAUUCCAGCAUCCUCCCAGUCUACUUCAAAAGAAACGACCUAGUUUUGUUGGAUGUGACCAUGGAGAUGAAGUUAUAUUUGUUUUAGGUUUUUGCUUUGCAGAUGGACGUAUAAAGCUGGAAGAGGAACUCUCAGAAGAAGAGAAUGAACUCUGUAGAACUGUCAUGGCUUACUGGGGAAACUUUGCUCGCACUGGGUCUCCGAAUGGUCUGGGCCUCACAGAGUGGCCUAAAUUUGGGGCUGAGGCUGAGUAUCUCAGCAUUGGACUGGAGCAAAAACCUAGUAAAGACCUGAAGGGAAAACACUUCACUUUCAUGACUCAAACUCUUCCGCGGAUAAUAAAAGAGCGAAAGGAAGGACCUCUAGUUCACACCAAACUAGGAAGUUUAAGAGGUGCAUUCAUGACUGCGAAGGGCAAGGAAACUGUCAUCAGUAGCUAUUUUGGUGUACCGUUUGCAAAGCCUCCCGUGGGUCUGUUGAGACUAGCUCCACCACAACCUGCAGAGGCUUGGCAAGGAGUGAGAGAUGCUACAAAACAGCCACUCAUGUGUCUACAGGCAAGGGAUUUGCUUUUGGACCUGUUAGCUAAUGUGUCUAUGAAUGUGGAGGUUCCUGAAGUAUCUGAGGACUGUCUUUACCUCAACAUUUACACUCCUUCUAAACCUGGAGACAACAGCAAGUUACCUGUUAUGGUUUGGAUUCAUGGUGGAGGUUUUUCUGCAGCCUCUGCUUCCAUUUUUGACGGACUUGUUUUGGCUGCUUAUCAAGAUGUAGUUGUGGUCUUGAUCCAGUAUAGGCUUGGUCUGCUCGGGUUCUUCAGCACGGGAGAUGAACAUGCUCCAGGAAACUAUGGUCUUCUGGAUCAGGUUGCAGCUCUUCAGUGGGUUCAGGAGAACAUCCACAGCUUCGGUGGAGAUCCUGGAUCAGUGACCAUCUUUGGAGAGUCUGCCGGAGGAGUCAGUGUGUCUUUACUUGUUCUUUCUCCAUUAUCCUCAAACUUGUUUCGUUAUGCCAUCGCAGAGAGCGGUACGGCAGCAAUGGAUGCUAUAAUGAGUCCCAACCCUCUGCCAACAGCCCAAUAUGUAGGAAAUGCAUCUGGCUGUGAUAUUUCCAGCACAAAGAAGAUUGUUGACUGUGUGAUGCAGCUGACUGAAGACGACAUCUUGGAGAUUGCUAGGGAACAACUAAUGCUUCGUUUUGGAGUGACCAUCGAUGGCCAGUUCCUUCCAAAACCUGUAGAGGAGCUUCUUAAAUUCCACGAGUUUAACAAAGUGCCUCUGAUCAAUGGAGUUACUGAUGACGAUGGUGGCUAUACACUACCUAAUAUUCUUGGACCCCCAGGAUGGACAGAUGGAAUGGACAGAGAGCAGAUCAUGGCAUUUUUGCCUUUAUUUAAUCCUGAUUUUCAGAAUCAGGUGAUUGCUGAGUUUGUUUUAAAUGAGUAUCUGGGCACAUCCAGUGACAGGAUCAAAAUCCGAGAAGGUUUUCGAGAGAUAAUGGGGGACUUUUUUUUCAACAUCCCAGCUCGCAAAGUAUCGAAUUACCACAGAGAUGCUGGUGCACCAGUGUACGUGUAUGAAUUCCAGCAUCCUCCCAGUCUACUUAAAAAGAUUCGACCCAAUUUUGUUGGAUGUGACCAUGGAGAUGAUAUUUUUUUCGUUCUGGGUUACUGCUUUGGAAGACAUGUAAAACUGCAAGAUAAAAUCUCAGAGGAAGAGAAUGAACUUUGUAAAACUGCCAUGGCUUAUUGGGGAAAUUUUGCUCGCACUGGGUCUCCGAAUGGUCCAGGCCUCACAAAGUGGCCAGAAUAUGGAGAUGAGGCUGAAUAUCUCGGCAUUGGAUUGGAACAGAAACCUGGCAAAAACUUCAAGGGAAAACACUUUAAUUUCAUGACCCAAAAACUUCCACAGAUAAUAAAAGAAUGGAAGGAAGGACCUCUAGUGCAAACAAAAUUAGGAUCUCUGAGAGGUGCCUUCCUGACUGUGAAGGGCAAGGGCAUAAUCGUCAAUAGUUAUCUAGGUGUACCGUUCGCCAAGCCCCCCGUGGGCCCCCUGAGACUGGCUCGGCCCCAGCCUGCAGAGAAAUGGGACGGAGUGAGAGAUGCGACCAAACAGCCACCCAUGUGCAUCCAGGACAGGCAAGUUAGUGUAGUUGAACUUGAGUUUCUCGCUAUGGAUGUGGAGAUUCCCGAGGUCUCAGAAGACUGCUUGUAUCUCAACAUCUACACUCCAGUCAAACCUGGCGAAGACGCCAAGCUACCAGUGAUGGUUUGGAUUCAUGGUGGAGGACUUGCUGUAGGUUCAGCUUCAGUGUACGACGGCUCCGUUCUGUCAGCGUAUCAGGAUGUGGUUGUGGUGCUGAUUCAGUACAGAUUGGGUCUGCUGGGAUUCUUUAGCACGGGAGAUGAACAUGCUCCAGGAAACUAUGGUCUUCUGGAUCAGGUUGCAGCUCUUCAGUGGGUUCAGGAGAACAUCCACAGCUUCGGUGGAGAUCCUGGAUCUGUGACCAUCUUUGGAGAGUCUGCCGGAGGAAUAAGUGUAUCCACGCUGUUUGCGAUGAUGCACUUCAGUCUCGCUCUGGAUUCUUAUUUCCUUCCCAAACCUGUAGAGGCUAUCGUUCAGAAGCAAGAGUUCAGUAAAGUUCCUCUCAUCACUGGAAUUACUGAUGAUGAGUUUGGCUUUUUACUGCCCGCAUAUUUUGCGGGUAAAGGAUGGAUUGAUGGGAUGAAUAAAGAGCAAGCCAUAAAGGGCCUGACCCUCACGUAUCCUGAUCCCAGGGAUCGAUGGAUCGUUGAUCUGGUGGCGAACGAGUACCUGGGCGACACGAGAGAUCCCAUUCAAGUCCGAGACAUUUACAGAGAGAUGAUGGGCGACGUGAUGUUCAACAUCCCUGCCCUCCAACUGGCAAAAUACCACAGCGCCUCAGGAGCGCCGGUUUACCUGUACGAGUUCCAGCAUCCUCCCAGUAUGAUCCAGAAGAACAGGCCCAGCUUUGUUGGCGUCGACCACACAGAUGAACUCUUCUUUAUCCAGGGCACCUGCUUCGCUAAAGCCCACCUCAAAGCAACCGCUCCUUUCACAAAGGAAGAGGAAGAGCUGUGCAGGACUGUGAUGGGAUACUGGGGCAACUUUGCACACACCGGGUCUCCGAAUGGUCCGGGUCUGACACACUGGCCUGAAUAUGAGGAUGAGGCAGAGUAUCUCGGCAUUGGACUGGAACAGAAAACUGGGAAGAACCUGAAGAAGAAACACUACACAUUCAUGACCAAGACGCUUCCAGAUCGCAUACGCCAAGGCCGAGAGAAAACAGAGCACUUAGAACUGUAAAAAAAAAAAAAAUCUAUGUGUUUCAUUAGAAAUGAACUUGAAUGUAUGGAUGCCACAGAAAAAAAAUUAAGAACUGUUCAGCAUAAGAAUUUAAUUAAUUAACCUGAGAAAAUCAAAUAAGCACUGAGUGUAUUUUUUUGCUAAUGUUCAGAUUUGAUAGAAAAUGUACAAAUAAUGUCUAAGCAACUAAUGUUUUGCACUUAAAAAAAAUUCGGACAACA